This is a messenger RNA of Coffea eugenioides, 1030 nucleotides long. Its product is annotated as cyclin-dependent protein kinase inhibitor SMR6-like. Bases 443 to 757 code for a protein of 104 amino acids. Gene Ontology annotation, biological process: regulation of DNA endoreduplication. Lineage: Eukaryota; Viridiplantae; Streptophyta; Magnoliopsida; Gentianales; Rubiaceae. The transcript has a single exon. The record is from RefSeq and is a predicted model, not a curated record.
UCCACAAAUAAAACCUUCAAUCAAUCCAUAGGUCUCCCUCCCUACGCUGAGGUCACGAUUUCCUCGGGUUCUUUCCCUUCUUAUCUUUCGGGCAUGAUAUCAAACAACAACAUUCAGCUUCACUCUUCUCCUUCAUUAUUAUUAUUAUUAUUAUUAUUAUUUGCCUUCUUUUAACUCCUUUCACUCUUGUCUGCCCCUUUACUUUAUAUAAAGCUUUCCUAAGUGAUGAAAUUUUUCCACCCUUUCCAAAACUUUUCAUCUGCCCUUUUCCUUGAAGAUUUUCCUUGCUAAGUUCCUUUAGAAUCUAUUCCCUGUUUUUUUUUUCCCCGUUCAAAAAUAAUCCUUUUCCAGCUCUUCCCUUUUCUUUUAUUCGCUUGCCAUUAGUUGCCACCCUAUUUAUAUAUAGAUAGUAUCAAGACUCCGGAGUUGGUUAUAUUGUCAAAUGGGAUUCACUGAAAUGGACGAGUAUGCUAUAGAUGCGGAAGCCAACAAGUGGAUAAUGGCUGGGAUUGCUCUAAGGAGUCCACUGAAGCCGAUUUUCACGAAGAAAGAAUAUGGUGGUGAUGAUCAAGAAGAAGAGUGUUGCACCACCCCAACUUCUCAAGAAUCAAGAAUUCCAGCUAGAUUAGCUUGUCCGCCAGCCCCCAAGAAGAGAAAAGCUACAGCAAGAUCAUGUAACUUCAACAAUGGAGUCAGGGAGUUCUUUAAUCCACCAGACUUAGAAACCAUUUUCAUCAGGCGAGCUGAGAAGGCUUAAAAAGCCGAAAUGCCUAAUCUAAUAAUCCAGGUGUUCUUGUUUAGUGCAGUAACCCAUUUUUUUUCUUUCCCAAUUGGAUUUCUUUUUGUUUGCCUUCGUGUAGGUCUCAUCUCACAAGCUUGAGAAGCCGAAGAGUCUGCAAUCUGAUUUCUACAUGUACAUGGCUCCGCUCAAUAUGUAUAACAAGACGAAGUCAUGAAAUUUGACUUAGCUUCUUUGAUUCCAUUUUGAGCUUAAGUACAUAAUUUAUGCUAAAGUCCUUGUAGCUUGCUA